UUGAAUACCCUUUUGCUUGAAUCGAAUAAAAAUUUACUGUAGAAAGAAGUAAACAGGCGAGACUUGGCCUGUAAUAUAUAAUUUAUUUUAGGGUUAGGGUUUCGGAUCUGUCGUUAUUCUGUUGAUUAGCAGGUUAGUUUUGAUGUUCUUCUGUGAAAAUUUUUGGUGAUUGAAAGUGGUAAGCUGUUUCACUUGCUGUAUAAGUUUGGGUUGAUUUAGGUUGGAAAUUGCUGAAGUAUAGUUUUUUGUUGAUAAUGAGGGGGGAGAGGAGGUUUGGAGGAGAUGCUAGAGGUCCACCACGUUUGCCUGAAAGGAGAAAGGAUCGUGGUUACUCGCCUCGACAAAGGAAUAGGAACAGGGAUUACUCUUCUCCACGGAGGAUAAGGGAUGGGGGUUACUCGCCUAGACGGAGGAUAAGAGACAGGGAUUAUGUGUCUCCACGGAGGAUUAGGGGCUCACCCCCAAUGAGGAUUCAAGAGCGGAAGAACUCGCCUCUGAGGAGGUAUCAGGGGCGUGAAUACUCACCCUUGGAAACUAGCAGGAAUCGCGAUCGCUCACCACCAGUAAGGAAUCGGAACCAGGAAUAUUCGCCACCAGGAAGGAAUAGGAACAGGGAGAUUUCGCCGGCAGCAAGGACUAGGAAUUGGGAGCAGCACUCACCUCGUGGACGGAGUAGGGAGCGUCACCUUUCACCAAGUGGCCAGAUGAUUGGUGAACAGCGAGGUGAGUACUUUCACGAGCUUGAGAGGUCAAGAAGGAUGGGAAUUGAUGGUGGUGGAGACUUUGGAGAGUUGCAGAAUGCCCGACCCUUGGAUUAUGUUACUGGAGAUGGAGACUAUGGGCCAUCUCAGAGCUUGAGAAUACCUGAUCGUGAUAGAGGAAAUACUGACAUUCUUGCUGAACAUUCACACAGGUUACAUGAGAUAAAGGAGGGCUCAAGGAAUGAGGACUCAACUUCUAUGAAGUAUCCAUGGAGUCAUUUGUUAGAUAAGCCCAGAAAGUUUGAUACUGUUAAGGGCUCCAGAGACUAUGGAGUUAGUGGUAGUAGAGUAAGCAGCGAGAGAGAAAAUAGUGGAAGGCCGUAUCUGGGUUUUGUGGAUGGUAGCAUAUCUUCAGAAGCUGAUAAGAGGACGUUAUACUCUUCAUAUGAAUCUCAUCUGCCUGAUGUUGGUGUAGAGCCAAGAAUCUCCGGCAUUGGAAAUAGUGGUGGCUACCCAUUGCCAUCACGUUAUUUGGAUGCUGAUCCUCUCAAAGAUGAGGAAAUACUUUUACAAGACGGGUUCCAUUCCCAUAAAGCAGCAGCAGGAGUGCCGGCAUCAAUGGACCCAUACACGGAGGACUCCUUGAAGACCAGACGAUAUUCAGAAUUCAGUACUGAUUACAUGAUAUCGUCAUCUCACUCUAACAUGCUGCCCUUGGUGUCCGGAGUUAAUAAGGAUGAUAGCGCCACUUCAUAUGGUAUAGAGGGCCAAAUUCGUUCUCAUGGAGGUAGACUCAAUAGUGGAAAGGAUAUUGAGUCUAUUGGCCAUGAUGGAUAUGAUAAAAAUCCUGGGACCAUAUCUUCUGUGAACCCUGGAAAGCAAGUUAGUGGAUUUAGGAACUACACGGAGUCUUACUUUGGUCGAGCUGAGGAUAGGCGUGAAACAUACGGUUAUUCUGACAUUCGAAGAGGUGAAGUUGGUAGUCCUAAUACCCUGUCUAGUGAAUUCUAUGGGAAGAGGGUGGGUUCAGGAGAAGCACAUUUUCAAGAUGUUCCAAGGAGUAACAUGGGAUUGGGAAAAUAUGAUGAAUUUUCUCAUCGGGAGAUCUUAAUGGAAGAUAAGCCACGGGGAUCUCUUUUUUCUUCACAAAGACGGCUAACGCCGGAUUAUUUUGAGUCCCGCAGAGCACUAGACCAAAGAAAGCCAGAUGUGGACAUAUUGGAUUAUGGGGCUAAUCGUCUACAGUAUGAAAAUGAAACACAUCGAGGCUAUGAAAGCUCCCGUAAAAGAGAGCUUCAUAAGUAUCAGAUGGAUGAUGAUCUUCUGGAAAGAUCUGAUGCCUUGUAUAGAGAACAUGACCCCCAUUUAGAGAAGAUAGAGGCACGUUCUCGUGAAAGAUUUAUUUCAAGGGACUUGCCUGGAUCAUCGAAUCUCUCUCUUAGAGAAAAACAUGGCACAACGAGCAAUUGUGGUGCUGGAAUUAUGAUUUCAAGUGAUAUAAGGAGUGCACACAUAACCCAUGACCGUGGAGGUGCUGAUGAAAUGCGGAUUAGCAGGGAUUUGGAUUCUGUAGUUAUGUCUAGAAAGCCAAAUGUCUCCUGCUCCAAAUAUGUGAAGAAUGGUAGGCCACACAAAGCCGCUGCCACUAGUAGUUCCACCAGAAACCUUUCAGUGUCAAUGUUGAGUCGGACAAGCAAAUUUAGUAAAUCUGGUGGAAGUGAUAUAAAGAAGCGGCUGGGUCCACGUUACCAGAAUCUUGAUAUUGAGCGCCCACUAGGAACAAAAUAUAAACCUUCACUGAAGAAGCGUUUGGGACCCCGUCUAGUGAAGAAUCAUGCUCCUCCACCAUGGGUGAAAAAGUUCAAUUCUCAUGAGCUCUCUAGAAAUCAAGAUAUUUUGGAUGAAAGUGUUGCUGAACAAGGUGAUGACCCCAAAGAAGGUAUUCCUACUACAACAAAAACUGAACCUCCUGAGAACUCUAAGGAUUUUAAGCAGCUGGUCCAGAAUGCCUUCUUCAGGUUCGUGAGGCACUUGAAUGAGACUCCAGCUAAAAGAAGAAAAUACAGUGAGCAAGCUGGUAGUUUAAAGUGCCUUGUGUGUGGCAGAUGGAAUGAAAUGGGCCUGAUAGAGUCGAAUGGCUGUAAGGAUAUAUAUAAGGAUUUUUGUAUAGUUGGCUCUAAGUAGUGUGGGUUCAAGGAUUACUCCAUUGAUCCAUGGAAACUCUGGAGUUGGAGAAAAAGUUCAAUUAUGUAGGUCGGGAGGUCUUAUUAUCCAGGGAAAUAUUAUAACCGGAAGCGUAGGAGCAUUUCCUCUCCAUCUGGCUAGUUGCUACCAUUGUCUAUAUGGUGCUUAUUAAGAAGAGCAAAUAUAUUGUUUGUGUUAGUAUGUUUGCCCUUAUCUUGAAAUGGUGCUUACAAAGAAGAUCAAAUACCUUGGUUGUUCAAACAACCAUGAUUUAAGGAAAUGAAAAGGAGAAAAGUUGAAUGAGUUGCAAAAGAAAACCUCUUCUGCUAUUUCCAUCCGUGGGAAAAUCAGAUCUGACACUAAACUUGAUUUAACACACCAGAUGUUCAUGUGGUGUGGUUGCUUGGGGAAGGGGCAAUAGGUGAAGCAGUUCAUUUGAUAAUUGGGUUUAAAUAGUAGCUAUAACAGUUUGCAUGUUUCUGUUUUUCAGUCUGAUGAUUAAUAGUGUCUCCACCUAACCAUAGUCGAUGUUGAGCCUAGUGCAUGAUCAAAUAGGAGAAUUUGUUUACAUGUGUACACGCCUACAGGCAUUUGCGCUUUUGAGUGACCAAUUCUAGACCUUGUUGGGCGGCCAUAUUUUUAGCCUAGUCUUUGCACAUCCAGUUAAUCUAUGUUGACUUUGGAUUUUGCUUUUCUCUCACUGGCUUAUGUUUAUUGGUUGAGGUGGGAAAUUUUUCUUGAUCAGUCUUGUUUAAAGAUAAUCAGUCUGUUGUAGGGGCCACCUGAAUGAAGAACUUAAGUUCACGCCUGAAGAUCUGUUGUCUUUUAUGAAAAAUAAAGUCAUGUUAGAGAUGUUUUUAGUUGGUAAGUCGAGUAACAGUCGAUUUGGCAGUUUAAGUAUCUAGCAUGUUGUCUCUUGCCUUUUCCCUCCUAAAUUCCAGCUAUCCUUACUGUUAACUCGGAGAACUAUAUAGCUUAUUUUCUUCUCGUGCAGCUUUGUAUUGAUGUUGUUAUGCUUCUCAAAACUUUAUUGGACCUUUUCUUCAUCUAGAAGUUUACUGGACUUUUUUCUUUUUCUCAUCUUCUAUGUUG
Molecule: messenger RNA, 3977 nt
Organism: Solanum dulcamara
Lineage: Eukaryota; Viridiplantae; Streptophyta; Magnoliopsida; Solanales; Solanaceae
Exons: 2
Coding region: 255-2885 (876 amino acids)
Biological process (GO): regulatory ncRNA-mediated gene silencing
Source: RefSeq, a predicted model, not a curated record